Platichthys flesus (European flounder) is the source of this 6064-nucleotide messenger RNA. It is a transcript of the gene ccser2b, whose product is annotated as coiled-coil serine-rich protein 2b. The record is from RefSeq and is a predicted model, not a curated record. Bases 546 to 3422 code for a protein of 958 amino acids. The transcript has 14 exons. Lineage: Eukaryota; Metazoa; Chordata; Actinopteri; Pleuronectiformes; Pleuronectidae. Gene Ontology annotation, cellular component: microtubule cytoskeleton. Gene Ontology annotation, biological process: microtubule bundle formation. Gene Ontology annotation, molecular function: microtubule binding.
CACACUCAUAUAUAAACACGGGGCUUUUAUUUUGACAGUUCUCUGCUGACUCCGCACGAGCAGGAUUCUAAGGUGAGCCCGUGCAGGUGACAGACUCGGUGGAGACCCCGUAGCGUGGAUCAGACCGAGGCUCUGCGGAGACGCUGCUGCCGCCGCUGCUGCGUCCGGCCCCGGGUACGUGUCCUGCCUCCUCCCGGUGAACCCUCCGUGCUCCCGGGGAGUGUCCUCCCUCCUCCCGCUGAUGGUCCUCCGUGCUCCCGCUGAUGGUGCUCCGUGCUCCCGCUGAAGGUCCUCCUUCCUCCCGGUGAAGGUCCUCCGUGCUCCCGGUGAUCCUCCCGGUGCACCGCCUCCGAGUCCUUCCACUGAACGUCCUCCGCCUUCCCGGUGAAUCGACGCUUUAUUUACCGGAACUCUUCGUGUUUAUUCCGGAUUGAACCGAGCUCAGGUCCUCCGGAGCAGCCGGAGCCUAUGGACCGUGACACCGUUUCCGCUUCCACUCGACAGCUCCACUGGCUCUUUCUCCAUGGUGAAGUGGGCGGGGUCUGAUGUCAGCCCCUCCCUCUUGUCUUGUCCACACUCCUGCCAUGCCCACCAUGGUUUCUAGGCUGCCCAAGUUUGGUUCGCAGCCCAAAUCCAUCGCAGCCUCCAAUGGUGCUCAGAUUUCAACUCCGACCGCCGGCACCGUCAUCAGCGCCGCUGCGACCAGCAGCCUCCUCACCAACGGGUUCUACCAUCAUCCUGGCCCGAUGGGGGUCAACGGUAGCGUAACAGCGCCCCCCUCUGCUGUCAAGAAGAAUGGAUUCAUCAGAGUGCCGACUUCGAUUUCCAUGAACUGGAAGAAGGAGAACAGUAGGACAGAAGAUGGCCCCGACGCAGAGCGCGAGUGGAAAAGAGCAACAGGCGGGAAUGUUCUCCCCGGCAACCACAUCCAUCAGUAUUAUAACCAACGACAGGGAUCGGCAGCGGGGGGGCGAGAAGCCAAAAAGUCGACCACAUCAUUGGCAGGAAAAGUUCGUGGUUAUAGUCCGCCCGUGACAUCAUCAUCGUCUCCGUCACCACAGUCCAGCCCGAGAACAGUUCCUGUUUCUAAACUCGGCUCCCCGGGUUCCAAACCGGGUCAGACCACGUCCAGGACCAACGGGACAAAACGGGCUCCAACUGGUCUCGCUGGAUCUCGACCGCGGACUGUAUCCAAUGGUUCCCUGAGGCAGCCUCACAGUUUUGCUCGUCCUGGUUCUGGUCCCGGUCCUCGAUCAGGUUCCCCCUUCCUGAAGAAACCGGCAGCCAGCCGCUCACACUCCAGCGACAGCCUCGGCUCCGCCGCGCCGGUCCAGCUGACUGAAGAAGACCGAUCACGUAGCCUCACCCAGGUCCGACAGCAGCCCUCCCCCUUACUCAUCCCUUCCUACUCCAAUAAGAGAGCUGCUGAGCGUGGCCUCAGAGAAUCAACCUCCUCUCUGGGUCCACCUAGAGGCAGUUUGGUAAAGUUACCUGUUAUUUGCCACACUCCAGAGGGAAGAGGGGGAGGGGUCAAAGUUCCCCUGAGGUCAGGGGUCAGCAUCCCCUCCCUCCUACCCCCCUCUGCCUUAAAGAAACCCCUCCUACCCAGCCUCGGCCCCGCCUCCAAGCCCAGCGGUAUCAGCUACAAGCUGUCACGCCCGUCACUCAUCAAGCAACCCCGCCCCCUGCGGAUGACCGCGCCCAGCGUGUCGGGAGGUGAACAGGAAGUGAACCUGGGUCUGAACUCAGCGGAGAUGGCGUCUACGACAGGAAACAGCCCAGAAAGAAGCCCAGAGGCUCUGGAGCCGGAGGGACUGUCCACGGAGCCCAUGUCCCAGACAGAGGUGUCGAUUGUUGCGGAGACACUGGAGGACAUGUCUCUGUCUUCAGCCUCCUCUCUGGACAGGAACGACACCAGUCAGGAGUAUAUGGACGACUUCGACAACCUCGGAAAUGGAGGAGUUGGUUUGAUGCUCCUUUCCUCCAAAAACGAUGAAGACGACUCGGGCCUCGACCAAUCGUGUGCCAGGUUUGACGAGGACAAGGCGGCCAGUAGCGGCGCCAGUAAGGCAGUGGGUCUGUGUUUCCUGGAGGACGGGGUGGACUGGGCCGCUGUGAGGUUAAGUGGCGAUCGAGCGGAGCAUCAUCUGACCAGCAGGAGGAGGUCGAGUCAGCCCGAUUAUCACGAGCAGGGAGGUUCAUCCCUGGAUCUGUCGCCCUCCGACAGCUGUGGGUCGGGGGGCACCUACAUGUGGGACGAGGAGGGUCUGGAGCCCCUAGGGGGCGCCCUCACCACCGCUUCCAUCAACUGCAGCAGCACCCACCACAUCGGGAGCUUCGGCUCGGAGGCCAACAGCAUCGACGUCUUGAACACCCUGGACUCUUGUGACCUGGAGGAUGAUGAUCUCAUGCUGGAUGAAGACUUUGCAGAAGAUGGCUCCCUCCACAGCGACGGAGAGGGGCUGUCCCACAUGGCUCAGUGGAGGAGGAGGCAGCUCUGCUGGGGGACGCAGGACGUCCAUGACAAUGAGAGUGACCUCAUGUGCUACAAGCUCGCUGAGGAUCCUGGGAAUAAGAGAACCGACGCCACCAGGGACGAUGACCUCAUUCUUGACCUCUGUCCUUCCAGGACUCUGGGAGCUGGUGGUGUGGAUGUGGACGACCUGGCUGACGACUGCUCUGCACUGAGGUCACAGCUGGAGAAGCUGCAGGUGUUCCUGCUGCAGGAGGACGAUGUGGACGAAGACACUCUGACCACUGACACUCUGAGUCCUGAGACCAACCAAUCACCUCUCAGCUCUGACACUCAGGUGCAGGCUCUCCUGCAGGAGGUGCAGCAGCUCAGGGAGGAGCUGAGGAGUCGGGACCAAACCAUCGCUCAGCUCACACUGCAGCUGACUGUUCCCUCAGCGACUGCCAGGUGUCGUUGUCAGGAGAUGACAGGAACGAGGGAUGGACACACACAGACGAGCAGGACGGAGAGAGAGAGCGUGGCCUCGCAGACGCCCUGGAGAGAGCACACGUCACAGGUACUUCACUCCUCCGGCCAGGACGACCAGGAACCACUGACGGGCAGAUUGUCCACGCCACUGCCUGCCCAAGCUCCGCCCCCAGCUCGCCCCUGCAAUGAGACGCCAUCUGACCCAAACGCAACUGACUUCACGACCAGAGAGGAUGAUGGGAAAAGUUCAAUGAAAGAGUCCAGAGGAGCCCACAGCAGAUCACUGAAGCUCCCGCAUCCCUCCAAGCUCCGCCUCUUCCUGUCUCAGACCUCCUGCACGCCCCCCCCCUCCACGACCAGGGCGUCCAAGCCGCCGUCGACCCUUCUUGACCCAGAGAGCCACGCCUCCUCUGGGGUUAGGCUCGGAAUGCUGGACUUCAGCUUCGGCUCGUCACGCCUCCCGAAACCAAAGAGCCACUGAGCGCUCAUCUGGCGUCGCCCCCCCCCCCCAACAAGGUGGGGCGAAUCUGAAAAAUGAAAAAUAUAUUUAUCAUAUAUUAUUUAUUUAUUUUUCAGUGAAGAUAAUAAAGAGAUAAAGACUAAAGUUUUUAAAUUAAACAAUCAAUAGGAAAACACAGAUUUUAGUUUAACAUUUCCAAAUGAGCUUUUUAAUCUGGUGUUAGCAAACUGACGGCGUAGCUAGCAUGCUAAGCAUUUCUCACGAAUAAGUGGCUGCUAAUGCUAAUGUUGGUGGCUAACAGCUAACAGCUAAUCACUUUGAAACUAAAGUGUCUCAUUUAUUCCAUUAUUUAAAUUCGAUUUAAAGCUAAUUCGGGUUUCAGGAAAAUGAAGUUUUUCCAGAAAUGAUAAAUGUUAAGUUAUUUAGUGAUUGUACGUUUAGUAUUAGAUUUGUUUUCACUCGCUGCGUGCUAGGAACCAGUGUCUUUGUCUCUCGGUGCCUGGUUCGCUGUGGGGACGUGUUGGCGCCUCCUACUGGACGAGCUCAGCCUCCAACCUGCUGCUCACAUCAACUCUCUGAAGUCCUUGUCACCUUCUUGUCAUGUGACUUUGUCCGUGUCACAUGUUCGAUCCUCGCUUCGUGUUUGGUUCCACGUUCUCCUGAGCGUUCCCUGUUAGUUGAGAGAUCGUCCUCCUGCGCCCCCUGGUGGAGAAUCGGUCUGAAGGUUCUACGUCCCUUUGAACGACCGGGACACAAACUGCUUCCACUUUCUCUCCUGCGACCAAUCAGACGCUCCGACUGGCGACACGUGAUCGUGUGACUUUCCCUCCAGCUCCGCUUGCUUCGAUAUUAUAAACUAUAUAAACAGGACACUAUGCAACAGGUUCAACUCUCCCUGCCCGAGUUCCUCUGAGCCACAGCAGAGACGCAGUCGUAUGAACAUUUAUGCAAAUAACUGACAUAGUGUAGGUUCACGUUUCAUCCAGAUGAUGAUGAUGAUGAUGAAGAUGAUGAUGAAGAGCUUGACCGCCGUGACAAGGAUUAACUAAAGUAUCAACAUGUAAACAACAACAUUAUCAGCUGAUCAAUCGUCUCAGUUUGUAACGAAGGAGGUGUCCCUCCUCUUCAUCCUAGACACACACACACACACACACACACACACACACACACACACACACACACUCACCUGAGAGCAGCAGGUACCACUCCAGUGUUGUAGAUAAACCCAGUUGCCAUGGUGAUGUAGUUGGACAGCCAUGGCAACCGCCGCAGUGUUGGGAUUUUGUGCGUGUGUGUGUGUGUGUCUGUGUGUGUGUGUGUGUGUUACCAGGUUCACUUUCACCUCAGAACAAACUCACGAAACUUUGAGUCUUAACGAAGGAUUUGUUCAUGAAGAGAAAUAAACGUUAAUCUUCCUCCGGCUGCUCGUCGUCCAAUCAGAUUCAAGCAUCAUGUAGUUUACACUUCAUCUUUUUAAUGUUUUAUUUAAUCUGAACCGAGUGAAACUUUAUUUAGAUUUUCACCUUAAAAGUCUCUGUUAUCUGGUCUCUCGUUUUCUAGAGUCUGAAAACGACCACCUGAUGAUUAUUAACUCUCCGUUUUCAUUUGUUAAUUAAUCACAGUCGCACAACUCCCGACAUUCUGAAGAUAUUCACAUUUACACAUCUGCCUGAAGACUUUUAAUGUGAAGGAUCUGCAGGAAGUGUUCACUGACAACAGUAAAAAAGAAAAGUGUAGAAACAGAAGCAAGUUUCAUUCUCGUUUCUAAAUCCUAGUGAUUCCCCAAAUAUCAAAAACAUCUUAAAAGUGACUCAUAUUAAUGAAUUAUUACAUUUAAUAAUCUUUGUCAAUGUUGGUUUGUUCCUGAAGUGAAAACACGUGAAACCAGGUGAAUGAUUGUGGAUGUUUUUAGCAUCAGCUGCUUCAGGGUCCAUAUUUCUGUAUUUCACUGUCUCAACUUAACUGAAACGUUUAUUAUCAGAGUGUUGUCCUCACUCUUCAUGUCUAUACAGUUAUCCUUCUCUUUUAUUUUGAAAGGCUGAAGGACAGGUAUUUUAUUUUGACAGACCUCCUGCCAUUUCCUGUAUCAUUUUAAUUUUCAUGUAAUAACUUGCCAGCGUUUUCAAUCUCGCCACCGCACAACAUUAAUUUAUGUGACUGUACAAACUGCUGUGAUGAAUACAUCGUGUUGUUAUGAAUAAUGUUCUUACACUGAAGCUCGAGCUUGUGAAGCAUCUGGCUCUGAAAAUGCACUUUAAUGAAACAACUUUUAUUUCUGUAUCUGUUUUUGAGUUUUGAAAUCUGAUUGAAUCUGCGUUUGUCUUCAGGAAGUUGGGCCUCAUGUUAAAGUGUCAAACGUCCUGAACCACAAAUUAUUCAAAUAAAACAUCCACUGAAUUAUUUUGGAAUCAGAAAAACAAGAUUUUGUUGUUUAUUUAUAAACAUUUUGUGACGUCAAUGCUGCAUCAGUUGAUAUUCUGACCUUUGAACCCUGCUCUCAUUGGCUCAAACCUGCAUUGGAGCUGUUUCAUUGGUUUGAGUGUGACGACGUCCAUCUCCUCACAUACGAUUGGCCGACACAGCUCUCUGCCUGUAGCUCAUUGGUUCAUGUUGAUUGUUCUCUUCUGUCAUUGGCUGAAAUAAAAAUAAUCCCUACUUGAAAA